Mercenaria mercenaria is the source of this 5692-nucleotide messenger RNA. RefSeq names its product CDGSH iron-sulfur domain-containing protein 3, mitochondrial-like. Gene Ontology annotation, cellular component: intracellular membrane-bounded organelle. Bases 74 to 598 code for a protein of 174 amino acids. The transcript is spliced from 3 exons. NCBI's taxonomy places the organism in Eukaryota, Metazoa, Mollusca, Bivalvia, Venerida, Veneridae. Gene Ontology annotation, molecular function: 2 iron, 2 sulfur cluster binding. The record is from RefSeq and is a predicted model, not a curated record.
UUUUGUUAAUUUUCAGCCAUCAAAUUAAGAAAAACAUACUUUUUAAUUUGAUCAUUAUCUGCAGUUCUACAACAUGGCCGCGCCCUUGACAAAGUUUUCGCAGAGAUGUCUAUUUUCAAUAAAUAAACAGGUAUAUAAUCCAGCACGUUUGAAAUACUGGGAGAGAGGUGAGGACAGUAUAUACGAGAAAGGUGAAUCUCCAUCUGACAGGUAUGUUGGAGUACCACAGAAGAAGAAACCUCAUCCAGAGACUCAGGUCAAGGGUCAGUUUGAAUUGAAUCCACCGAAAGGAAAGAUAUAUGACAAGAAACCAUUCCCUGCUCUACUUAAGGCUGGCAAAAAAUACUCCUGGUGUACUUGUGGACACAGUAAACAUCAGCCAUUCUGUGACGGAUCACAUAAGACGGUUUAUAAUGUAUUAAAAAGAGGCAGUGCGGAAGGAAAGGGUACUUUUCAGAAUAUUUUGCAUCAGCCAGUCCGAUUUGAAGUAGAGGAAGAUGGAGAGUACUGGUUAUGUAACUGUAAACAGACAAAUGGACGGCCAUUCUGUGAUGGUACUCACAAACAGCCUGAAAUACAGGCUAAGAUAAAGUCUUGAAAUAUCCAGUGUUGGGAUAUUUCUGGAGUAUAUUCAGUUAUGACUUUUAUGUUCAGUAAUUAUAUUCUGACGGAUACAAAGCAUGUUUUUUAUGAUGUUCUUUUGAUACACGUUGCCUAAAGGGAGAAAUGCUUCCAGAUGAUGUACUGCACAAACAACGACAAUGUUUUUAAACAUGGAGAUUGUCGCAGAAUUUAAGAAAGCCAAACAACUUGGCUCAGGAAGAAUCAGAUCUACAGAGUUUUGGUUGUGAGUUUAGUCCCCCAGCAAAGAAUAUAUUCUCUGUGGUAAUUUGAUUAAAUACAAUGUUAUAUCACCGUGUUACUGUGUGAACUGUUAUAAAGUAGACACGUGAUGAAAAUAAACAACAUUUUUUUCCAGUUGUCGAUUAUUCAUUGAAAGUUAUUGCUUAAGGUAGCAUGUUCAGAUCAGUUUUUUUCUACAUUGUAGAAUUUGAGUGUAUCACAGUUCUACAAGAAAAUUUGACCUGUCAGAGAGAUUGGGUCAUGUGCUUGUGUUUUUAGCUCACCUGUCACAUAGUGACAAGGUGAGCUUUUGUUACCACUUGAUGUCUGUUGUCCGUCAUCUGUCGUACGUCGUGUGUCAACAAUUUGUAAAAAAAUCUUCUUCUUCAGAACCACUGGGCAGAUUUACACCAAACUUCACAGCAAUGAUCCUUGGGUGGCCCCCUUUCAAAAUUGCCCAAAGAAUUUAAUUCCCUGCAGAACUCUGGUUGUCAUGGCAACUGAAAGGAAAAACUUUGAAAAUCUUCUUGUCAGAAACUGUUAGCCGGAUUUCAAAAAUAUUUUGUAGAAAUGAUCUCUAGGUGACCCUCUACCAAAAUUGCCUAAGCCAUUCUGUUUCGGUAAAAAACAUGGCUGCCGGGAGGGGAGGGGGGGGGGGGCUUAUUUUCCAUAUAUGGCUAUAUUGUAAAUUUUCUUCAAAACCACAAGGCAGAUUUACACUAAACUUCACAGAAAUGAUCCUUGGGUGCCCCCUAUCAAAAUUGCUCAAAGAAUUGAAAUCCAUGCAGAAUUCUGGUUGCCAUGGCAACAGAAAGGAAAAACUUUAAAAAUCUUCUUGUCCAAAACCACGUAGCUAAGGCUUUGAUAUUUGGUAUGUGGCAUCAUCGAAUGGUCCUCUAACAAGUUAGUUCAAAUUAUACCCCUAGGGUCAAAUAUGGCCCCGCCCUGGGGGUCAUAUGGUUUACAUAGACUUAUAUAGGAAAAACUUUGAAAAUCUUCUUGUCCAAAACCACAGGGCCUAGGGCUUUGAUAUUUUUUAUGUAACAUCAUCUGGUGGUCCCCUACUGAGAUUGUUCAAAUUAUCCCCCUAGGAUUAAAUAUGGCCCGCCUCGGGGUCAAAUUCAUGAUUUAUAUAGACUUACAUAUGGAAAAACUUUGAAAAUCUUCUUAUCCAAAACCAAAGGGCCUAGGGCUUUGAUAUUUGGUAUGUAGCAUCAUCAAAUAGUCCUCUACCAAGUUUGUUCAAAGUAUCCCCCGAGGGUCAAAUAUGGCCCCCUCCCCAGGGGUCACAUGGUUUAUAUAGACUUAUAUAGGGAAAAACUUUGAAAAUCUUCUUGUCCAAAACGGCAGGGUCUAGGGCUUUGAUAUUUGGUAUGUAGCAUCAUCUAUUGGUCCUUAACCAAGUUUGUUCAAUUUAUCCCCCUACGGUCAAAUAUUGCCCCGCCCAGGCCGGGUCACAUGGUUUAAAUAGACUUGUAUAGGAAAAAACUUUAAAAAUCUUCUUGUCUGAAACCACAAGACCCAGGCCUUUGAUGUUUUGUAUGUAGCAUUGCCUUAUGGUUCCUUUACCAAGAUUGUUCAAAUUAUUGCCCUGGGGUGAAAAGACGCCCUUCCCUCGGGGUCAAUAGUUUUACAUUAUUAUGUCUAUUGUUUUUGCCCUGUCCGUCCGUCCGUCCGUACGUCACACUUCAUUUCCGAUUAAUAACUAGAGAACCAUUUGAUCUAGAACCUUCAUAGGGUUGUAGGGCUGCUGGAGUAGACGACCCCUAUUGUUUUUGGGGUCACUCCGUCAAAGGUCAAGAUCACAGGGGCCUGAACAUUGAAAACCAUUUCCGAUCAAUAACUAGAGAACCACUUGACCCAGAAUGUUGAAACUUCAUAGGAUGAUUGGUCAUGUACAGUAGACGACCCCUAUUGUUUUUGGGGUCACUCCGUCAAAGUUCAAGGUCACAGGGGCCUGAACAUUGAAAACCAUUUCCGAUCAAUAACUUGAGUACCACUUGACCCAGAAUGUUGAAAGUUCAUAGGAUGAUUGGUCAUGUAUAGUAGACAACCCCUAUUGUUUUUGGGGUCACUCCGUCAAAGGUCAAGGUCACAGGGGCCUGAACAUUGAAAACCAUUUCCGAUCAAUAACUAGAGAACCACUUGACCCAGAAUGUUGAAACUUCAUAGGAUGAUUGUACAUGGGAAGUAGAUGACCCCUAUUGAUUUUGGGGUCACUCUGUUAAAGGUCAAGGUCACAGGGGCCUGAACAUGGAAAACCGUUUCCGACCAGUAAUUUGAGAACCUCUCGACCCAGAAUGUUGAAACUUCAUAGGAUGAUUGUUCAUGCAGAGUAAAUGACCCUUAUUGAUUUUGGGGUCACUCUGUUAAAGGUCAAGGUCACAGGGGCCUGAACAUGGAAAACCGUUUCCGACCAGUAAUUUGAGAACCUCUCGACCCAGAAUGUUGAAACUUCAUAGGAUGAUUGUUCAUGCAGAGUAAAUGACCCCUAUUGUUUUUGGGGUCACUCCGUUAAAGGUCAAGGUCACAGGGGCCUGAACAUGGAAAACUGUUUCCGAUCAAUAACUUGAGAACCUCUUGACCCAGAAUGUUGAAACCUCAUAGGAUGACUGUUCAUGCAGAGUAAAUGACCCCUAUUGUUUUUUGGGGUCACUCCAUUAAAGGUCAAGGUCACAGGGGCCUGAACAUGGAUAACUAUUUCCGAUCAAUAACUUGAGAACCUCUUGAUCCAUAAUGUUGAAACUUCAUCUAUAUGGAUGAUUGGACAGGCAGAGUAGAUGACCCCUGUCAAUUUUGGGGUCACUCUGUUAAAGGUCAAGGUCACAGGAGCCUGAACAUGGAAAACAGUUUACGAUCAAUAGCUUGAGAACCACUUGACCCAGAAUGUUGAAAGUUCAUAGGAUGAUUGAACAUGCAGAGUAGAUGACCCCUGUUGAUUUUUGGGUCAGUCUGUUAAAGGGGCCUGGUCAUGUAAAAUCAUUUCCGGAAAAUAACUUAAGAACCACUUGACCUAGAAUGUUGAAACUUAAUAGGAUGGUUGGACAUGCAGAGUAGAGGACCCCUAUUUUUUUUGGGGUCACUUGAUCAAAGGUCAAGGUCACAGGAGCCUGAACAGUGACUUUAGAACUACUAAGCCAAGAGUGUUGAAACUUAGUGGGAUGACUGGACCAUCAGUGUCUCUUUGACUUUCGCUCCUGACCCCUAUUGACUUCUUGCCUAUAGGACUUUGCAUUGGGGGAGACAUGCACUUUUUUACAAAAAGCAAUUUCUAGUAUUUAUAUACGAAAAACUUUAAAAAUCUUCUUAUUUGAAAGUGGAAGGCCUAGGCUUUUGAUAUUUGGUAUGUUGCAUUGCCUAGUGGUCCUCUAUACCAAGAUUAUUCAAAUUAUGCCCCUUAGUGUUGAAAAGAGGCCCCACCCAGGGUGUCCCAAGUUUUACAUAGACUUGUAUAGGAAAAAAAAUUAAAAAACCUAGGCCGAAGUCCCUUGAUAUUUUUUAUGUAUCAUUGCUUAGUUGAUUUCUAACAAGAUUGUUUGAAUUAUGCCCCUGGGGUGAAAAGAGGCCCUGCCCCGAACUUUCUUGUUUUCUAAGAUACAGCCUUGAAAUUUGGGAGACAUGUACAGUUUUGCACACUGAUCUUAAAACUGACUUUCAGUGACCAUGAAUGUGACCUACUGACCUACUUUCUUAAUAUUUUAGCAUCAGUUUGACAUUUGAUACAUGUAGGUCAUAUUACUCAAUUGAAUGAUUUAGGGUCAUAAUGACUCUCUUGUUUUUUUUUGGUAGACAGAUUUUCAGUCAAGUUUUUAGAAAAGAAAAUAACAAUGUCAAUGAUAUUUCUGCACAUGGAAAUCAAUCUAUGUAGAUUUUGAUAAAACUUCUGACAGUUGUCAAUUUACAUCUCAUUAUGACCGCCUUCGAAGAAGGAGGUGUAUAUUUUUUUUUGCUGAUGUCGGUCUGUCAGUCAGUCAGUCCGUAGGCCAAUCAGUUUCUGGAUGAUAACUCAAGAACGCUUGGGCCUAGGACCAUGAAAGUUGAUCAUGACCAGCAGAUGACCCGUAUUGAUCUUGAGGUCACAGGUCAAGGUCACAGUGACCUGGAAUAAUUAAACCAUUUUCGGAAAAUAACUUGGGAACACUUGAACACAAACAUAAUAGGGAGAUUGAUCAUGACCAGCAGAUGACCCCUAUUGAUUUUGAGAUCAGUAAGUCAAAGGUCAAGGUGACAUUGACCCGGAAUAUUAGAACAUUUUUUGCCAAAUAACUAGAGAAUGCUUUGGUCUAAGAUCACAUUUGAUAUGGAGGUCACUUAUGACUGGCAAAUGAACCAUAAUUAUUGAUUUGAGGUCAGUACGUCAAACAUCCAGUGCACAGUGACCAAAUAAUUCUUUUCCUUGUGCAGAUACUGAAUGCAUCAAGAGGCGGGGGGGAUGGGGGGGGGGGGAGCAUUUUUUGUUCUACUACAAGCUCUUGUUUUUCUUUUGGUUUAAUGAAAAUUUGUAUGUCAAUGUGCUUGAUUUUGAGAUAAUUGCCCAUGCUUAAACUGAUCUCCAAAUUUUAAGCUGACAUUUUCACCAAUGUUGUAUUAACUUUAUGUGUCAGCACAUUUGUUCAUAUUUUAAUCUUUAGAAAGAUAAGAUGCACUGCUGGUUUGAUCAGUUAACUCAAGUUUUGCCAUUUAUUUUAGAUUUAUUUUUUAUUGUCUGAAUGCCCACUAUGUUUAUUGAUUAAAUAAUCUUAUUCUAUCCCUUCUGGCUUAAUAAAAACAUGCGUAACUACAUGAAUAUGCUUUGAAUAAUACCAUAAAAAGAUGAACAUGAAAAAAAUAAAAGUUUUGCGUUCUUGAA